AUGGAUGUCUCCCAGGCGGUAGCUUGCUACAUUUCAAAUAUCAUUAUGCCCCCUGGAGACAACACUUCAGCCAAAAUGAAAAUAUUGCUGUUGGACAGGGAAACCGUGUCUAUUGUUUCAACAGUCGUUACUCAAUCGUCAUUACUCAAUUACGAGGUAUAUCUCGUUGAUCGCUUGGACAACACCGCCCGCGAGAAAAUGCGCCAUCUUCGAUGCCUGUGCCUCCUCCGUCCAUCAUCUGAAAGUAUUCAACUUCUGAUAGAUGAGCUACGCGAUCCUAAUUAUGGGGAAUAUUAUCUGUACUUCACCAACGUAGCAAAAAAAUCGUCCCUCGAGCGACUUGCUGAGGCAGACGAUCAUGAGGUAGUGAAAACCGUUCAGGAACACUUCGCCGACUAUACCGUCAUCAACUCAGAUUUGUUCUCCCUAUCGAUGUCCCUCCCGCAGAGGCGUAUAUGGGGACCAAAUCCCGACACUUGGAAUGCAGAUUCUCUUCAGAGAUGUUCCGAGGGGUUGCUCGCAGUGUUAUUGUCUCUGAAGAAAAAGCCGCUCAUAAGGUAUGAGAGAAGCAGCCCUCUGGCCAAGAAACUGGCAUCAGAAGUGUGCUAUCUCAUGUCCCAGGAAGAACAACUUUUUGAGUUUCGAAAAGUUGACACGCCUCCCAUCCUCCUUGUUCUUGACAGACGAGAGGAUCCCGUGACACCAUUACUCACGCAGUGGACAUACCAAGCCAUGGUUCACCACCUUUUGGGUAUUCACAACGGUCGAGUUGACCUCAGCAACGUCCCGGACAUACGGCCGGAGCUGAUGGAAAUUGUCUUGUCUCAAGAUCAAGAUCCGUUCUUCAAGAAAAAUAUGUUCCUCAAUUUUGGCGAUCUAGGUUCGACAAUAAAGGACUAUGUUGAGCAGUAUCAGUCUAAGACGAAGAAUAAUGCCAAUAUCGAGUCAAUAUCUGACAUGAAGCGAUUCAUUGAGGAAUAUCCCGAGUUUCGUAAGCUCUCGGGCAACGUUAGCAAGCAUGUAACCUUAGUGUCAGAGCUAAGUCGACUGGUAUCGGCUCAAAAAUUGUUGGAGAAUAUUCAAAACCUCAUCCAAAUCCAAGGCAUCAGUCCUAAUGCCAAAGUUGGGCUGGUAGCGCUUUAUGCUUUGCGCUAUCACAAACAGCCAUCGAAUGCAAUUCCUAUGCUGGUAGAUCUUCUGGUUGCAGCUGGCGGUGUUUCACCAGCGCAGUCGAGCUUAGUUAACAAGAUCCUCGCUUACCAUCUUUCUCUGCACACAUCUCCGUCUCAAGGCGGGAUAUCCGACAUAUUUGACUCUGCCGGGAUCUUCUCGGGUGCUUCAAGCAGAUUUAGGCUGAAAGGGGUGGAAAACGUGUAUACGCAGCAUACAUCUCUUCUGGAAAGCACACUGCAGAAUCUAAUCAAAGGUCGCUUGAGGGAACAGCAAUAUCCCUUUGUGGAAGGAAGAGGGUCAACACGAGACAAGCCACAGGAUAUCAUUGUCUUUAUCGUGGGCGGCGCAACAUAUGAGGAGGCUAAGAUGAUCACCACUGGCAGGAUCAUUGACAAGGCCGGCAUUCAGUUUCACACACUGAAUCGCAGCAAGGGACCAGCUGUUUGGGGACCCCGUGCUCAGAUCGAUCGAACAUUAUACAAGCAGUACAUGAGAGAGGAACUCGAGUCCUAUCCGAAUCUCUCAAUUGUUCUCGCCAGCGUUUCAGAUAUUGUGUUAUCGGAGCUUGACCCUCCACCAGCACAAGGAACUUCCAAGUCUAUCUCUGGAGUGCGAUUAGAGUCCGGGCAAGUUUUGCCCACGGACAAAGUCAUUAUCACCACCGGAACUUUCUUAGGCGGCGAAAUACAUAUUGGUCUCCAGAGCUACCCGGCAGGGCGACUGGGUGAAGCAGCUACAUUUGGGUUAAGCAAGUCACUUUGGGCCGCCGGUUUCCAGCUUGGAAGGCUCAAAACCGGUACACCUCCACGGCUAGAUCAAAAGACUAUUGACUUCAGAGAGCUGGAAGUGCAAUAUGGGGACGAGCCGCCUACUCCAUUCUCUUUUUUGAAUGAUACAGUGUCAGUCGCGGACCAGCUUACUUGCAGCAUCACAUACACUACCGACGCAACUCAUCGAAUUGUGCGUGAAAACCUCCAGAACACCAUCCAUAUUCGAGAGACCAUCAAGGGCCCAAGGUACUGCCCAUCGUUGGAGUCCAAGGUUCUCCGUUUCCCAGACAAGGAGCGGCACAUAGUUUGGCUCGAACCAGAAGGUCUUGAUAGUCAAAUCGUUUAUCCCAAUGGAUUAUCAAUGACCAUACCACCUGAGGCUCAGAAGCAAGUUUUGCGAACCAUCAAGGGCCUCGAGCAGGUAGAAAUGCUACAGCCGGGCUACGGCGUGGAGUACGACUACAUCGACCCUCGCGGCCUCAAAUCCACGCUCGAGACUAGAGCCAUCCGCGGUCUAUACCUCGCUGGGCAGAUCAAUGGUACCACGGGAUACGAGGAGGCCGCUGGGCAGGGUGUUGUGGCUGGUAUUAACGCAGGGCGAGUUGCCCAGGGGUUAUCCGAAGUCUCGAUAUCUAGGUCUGAUGGCUAUAUUGGGAUUAUGAUAGACGAUCUCAUAACUAAAGGUGUCACAGAACCCUACCGGAUGUUUACAUCCAGGAGUGAAUUCCGCAUGGCGGCAAGAGCUGACAAUGCAGAUUCUCGGCUUACUGAGAAAGGUCGGCAAUGGGGUGUCGUCUCUGAUUCACGCUGGAGAGCAUUUUCAGACGAGCGCCAGAAGAUUAACGAUCUCACAAAGAUACUGGGCUCGGUAUCUUUCACAUCCGUCCAAUGGUCGAAACAAGGUUUUCAUCUUCGAAAAAACCCACUGCGCCGAACGGGCAUUGACAUUCUCCGACUAUCAAACACCGGAACUCGAGUUGAUCUUGAGCAGCUGAGCACUGCCAUUCCGGAAAUCCAAUCAUAUGCGACUCGAGUUAGGGACCGUGUGGCCAUUGAAGCCGUGUAUGCACCAUACGUCAAAAUGCAAGCUGCUGAACGGGGUCUGUUCACUUAUGACGAGAGUGUCCGCCUGCCUUUAGAUGUCGACUAUGACGCAAUACCCGGUCUAGCCUUGUCUGAAAGGGAAGUACUGAAAACAGCCUGCCCAGAAACUCUAGCACAAGCUCGCAGAGUCGAAGGCGUUACCCCCGCAGGUACUGUUAGGCUUCUGGCACACGUACGGCAGCGGUCUGUUAACGACCUGUCACGAACUAGCCAGACUAUAUUCUGA
Molecule: messenger RNA, 3273 nt
Organism: Metarhizium album ARSEF 1941
Lineage: Eukaryota; Fungi; Ascomycota; Sordariomycetes; Hypocreales; Clavicipitaceae
Product: vacuolar protein sorting-associated protein 45
Exons: 4
Coding region: 1-3273 (1090 amino acids)
Biological process (GO): tRNA wobble uridine modification; tRNA methylation; vesicle-mediated transport
Cellular component (GO): cytosol
Molecular function (GO): flavin adenine dinucleotide binding
Source: RefSeq, a predicted model, not a curated record